This is a messenger RNA of Sclerotinia sclerotiorum 1980 UF-70, 378 nucleotides long. RefSeq lists its product with no specific name. The transcript has 4 exons. Lineage: Eukaryota; Fungi; Ascomycota; Leotiomycetes; Helotiales; Sclerotiniaceae. Bases 1 to 378 code for a protein of 125 amino acids. The record is from RefSeq and is a predicted model, not a curated record.
AUGCCAAACACUCCGGAAGCAAAUCUAAUCAAUUGGACGAAGAGAAAAGGAUCUGCUUGUAGAACAGCCGUUGCUUUGGGCGUGAAUCCCAGCCACUUGAAGGCGUUAGGGCCUGAAAACGCUUGUCCCAUUUUUACUUGUUGUGCUGUGUGGAUACUUGGGAGCGGUGACGGUGAAGAAUUCAAUCCGAUCAACAGAGGGCGAGUAGUAGCACGAUUCUUAACAAUGCAGAAACAACGUAUGAAAUACAGAAAGAAAGAAAGGAAGAAAGAAGAGAACGUCGGAGGUAAUAGUGACCAAUGGAAUAUCAAGGAUGGUAUUUCCAUAAUGAAACAAACACCCGUUAUGAUUUAUAAUGUUGAGGUUUAUAAUACUUGA